Messenger RNA from Knipowitschia caucasica, 1932 nucleotides. Lineage: Eukaryota; Metazoa; Chordata; Actinopteri; Gobiiformes; Gobiidae. The record is from the annotation of a GenBank genome assembly.
AUGCCGGUGUCAGAGCUCGGACGUGGAGAGUGGUUGUCGCGGCGACGGGAGGUGGGCGGAGGAACACUUGUGGAACAGCCUGUUCUGAUUGAGACACACCGCUGUGCACGGCCGGGGUCUGGUCCCGUCUCUCGGCUCCAAAUGGAAGCCGGUGUUUGUCUCAUGAAAGAACAGAACCGCUCUCACGGCACGUCUCAGAGCCCUCUGUCCUUUGAGCAUAAUUUAUGGCGCCCCUGCUGGUUCAAACGUGCGCUGCGGAACAAAUCAAGACGCAGCCAGAUCCCUGUUUACGGUGAGAGCACGGAGAUUUUUACACACUGCACCCUCUCCCACUCUCAGCUCUACGCCCUCUCCCACUCUCAGCUCUACACCCUCUCCCACUCUCAGCUCUACAGCCUCUCCCACUCUCAGCUCUACAGCCUCUCCCACUCUCAGCUCUACACCCUCUCUCACUCUCAGCUCUACGCCCUCUCCCACUCUCAGCUCUACACCCUCUCCCACUCUCAGCUCUACGCCCUCUCCCACUCUCAGCUCUACACCCUCUCCCACUCUCAGCUCUACGCCUUCUCCCACUCUCAGCUCUACGCCUUCUCCCACUCUCAGCUCUACAGCCUCUCCCACUCUCAGCUCUACACCCUCUCCCACUCUCAGCUCUACGCCCUCUCCCACUCUCAGCUCUACACCCUCUCCCACUCUCAGCUCUACGCCUUCUCCCACUCUCAGCUCUACACCCUCUCCCACUCUCAGCUCUACACCCUCUCCCACUCUCAGCUCUACAGCCUCUCCCACUCUCAGCUCUACAGCCUCUCCCACUCUCAGCUCUACACCCUCUCCCACUCUCAGCUCUACGCCUUCUCCCACUCUCAGCUCUACACCCUCUCCCACUCUCAGCUCUACACCCUCUCCCACUCUCAGCUCUACGCCCUCUCCCACUCUCAGCUCUACACCCUCUCCCCUCCCCACUCUCAGCUCUACGCCCUCUCCCACUCUCAGCUCUACACCCUCUCCCACUCUCAGCUCUACGCCUUCUCCCACUCUCAGCUCUACACCCUCUCCCACUCUCAGCUCUACGCCUCUCCCACUCUCAGCUCUACACCCUCUCCCACUCUCAGCUCUACACCCUCUCCCACUCUCAGCUCUACAGCCUUCUCCCACUCUCAGCUCUACACCCUCUCCCACUCUCAGCUCUACACCCUCUCCCACUCUCAGCUCUACACCCUCUCCCACUCUCAGCUCUACACCACCUCUCCCACUCUCAGCUCUACAGCCUCUCCCACUCUCAGCUCUACGCCUUCUCCCACUCUCAGCUCUACACCCUCUCCCACUCUCAGCUCUACACCCUCUCCCACUCUCAGCUCUACGCCUUCUCCCACUCUCAGCUCUACACCCUCUCCCACUCUCAGCUCUACACCCUCUCCCACUCUCAGCUCUACGCCCUCUCCCACUCUCAGCUCUACACCCUCUCCCACUCUCAGCUCUACGCCUUCUCCCACUCUCAGCUCUACACCCUCUCCCACUCUCAGCUCUACAGCCUCUCCCACUCUCAGCUCUACGCCUUCUCCCACUCUCAGCUCUACACCCUCUCCCACUCUCAGCUCUACAGCCUCUCCCACUCUCAGCUCUACACCCUCUCCCACUCUCAGCUCUACGCCUUCUCCCACUCUCAGCUCUACACCCUCUCCCACUCUCAGCUCUACAGCCUCUCCCACUCUCAGCUCUACACCCUCUCCCACUCUCAGCUCUACACCCUCUCCCACUCUCAGCUCUACGCCUUCUCCCACUCUCAGCUCUACACCCUCUCCCACUCUCAGCUCUACAGCCUCUCCCACUCUCAGCUCUACACCCUCUCCCACUCUCAGCUCUACGCCUUCUCCCACUCUCAGCUCUACACCCUCUCCCACUCUCAGCUCUACAGCCUCUCCCACUGGUUAG